Molecule: messenger RNA, 927 nt
Organism: Fusarium falciforme
Lineage: Eukaryota; Fungi; Ascomycota; Sordariomycetes; Hypocreales; Nectriaceae
Exons: 1
Coding region: 1-927 (308 amino acids)
Source: RefSeq, a predicted model, not a curated record
AUGAAGAAACUCCAGUAUGGCUUGCAGCUUCUCGCCUUCUUAUCCUUGUUCGGCUCCGUCACAAGCCUCCCUAUCAGAUUCACACAGAUCAAAAGUCCAAACAUGAAGCCGCCCUGGACCCCCAGAGACUCGCAAUGGAGUAACCGGUUCGAAGCUGGCUUGGAGUUUUACAACUUGUACUUAAAAGGCUUUGCUGCCAUUCAGUGUUUUGGAAAUAUGGCACUGGCCUCCACGGUUGACGGGGGCGCGGACACGUGCGACACGAGCGAUCCAACCCAGUCCACCAUCCACGUCGACAAGGCCGACGCCAUCCUCAUGCCGGAGCAGUACCGAAAAGCACUGAAUCACUUCAACAAGCUUGCAUUGGACUAUAAAAUAUUCCCCAUGGCCUUGGAACCACGCCUGAAGCAAGACCCUGCAGCUUUACUGACACUUACCAACCUCCCUCGCGAAGCAAGAUCGGCUGCCACGAAAAAGUUUGGGAGAAUACUAGCGAAAGAGAACGCAAAGGACGACCAGAAAGCCCUUUCCAAAGCAUCCAAAUUAGCCAUCCUAAGUGUUUCGCGGUCCAAGAGAGCAGCAAAGGACAACAAAAACAUUGAACAGUGGUGGAAGGAAGCGCGUUCCAAGUCCACCAAGAAGGGCAAGGUGUUGUCUUUCAAGCCAGACGACGAAGAGGGCGUGGGUCUUAUCGUGGGAUACAUUGCCAGGCAGGCCUUUGGCAAACUACUGGACUUUCUGGAUGAUGAUCCUUAUUAUGGGCUUCACCCCGAUGAGGACGAUAUCCCAAAAAACCUCCUCUCCAAGACAACUAAGUGGAAGAAGCAUCCAGCAAUCUCCAAGGGCGAUUUGCCUGUCAGCAUCCGAGAAGCCAAUUUUUAUGCUGCCCGGAAACUCCUGCAUCCGAGCAAGGAUGGUAAGAAUUGA